AUGACCAAUAGCAACCUGUCCAACGACCCUCUGCUUAUUGUCUACAUAACUAUUGAAGCCCUGAUAGGAUUGAUGGCCACCCUGGGAAAUGUUCUGGUAAUCUGGGUAGUGAGACUGAUCCCAGCCAACCAGAAUACUACUUUUUACUUCAUUGUGUCUCUGGCCCUGGCUGAUAUCGCUGUUGGGAUUCUUGUUGUUCCACUGGCCAUUGUAGUGAGCUUGGGACUUAAAAUGCACUUCUAUGCUUGCCUCCUCAUCUGCACCCUGUUGAUGGUUUUUUCUCAUGCAUCCAUCAUGUCCUUGAUGGCCAUAGCAGUCGAUCGGUACUUGAGAGUAAAGGUUCCCACACAGUACAGAAUAAUUGUUACCCGGAGGAGAAUCUGGGUGGCUCUGGGAACUUGCUGGUUCAUGUCUUUCUUGGUGGGUCUUGUGCCCUUGUUUGGAUGGAACCGAAGGAACCCCCAAAACCCCAGCUUCUUGGAAUGUCAUUUUCAGAAUGUGAUGAACCUAGAUUAUGUCGUGUUCUUCAGCUUCUUUUCCUUGAUCCUUGUUCCACUGCUGAUCAUGUGCAUCCUUUACGUAGAGGUCUUCCGUGUCAUCCAAAGACAGCUAAAGCAAACUGCAACAUCCGUCCAGGGAACAGGAAUAUUUUAUAGAAGGGAAUUUAGAACAGCCAAGUCUUUGGCCCUGGUCCUUUUUCUGUUCAUUGUGUGCUGGUUGCCUUUGUGCAUUCUGAACUCAAUCUCACGUUUCUGCCAAACUUGUAGAAUACCUCCGUUACUGUUCUAUCUAGCCAUUCUGCUCUCUCAUGCCAAUUCAGCUAUGAAUCCCAUUGUUUAUGCCCUCAGGAUCAACAAGUUCAGAAAAACCUAUAUUCUCAUUUUCAAAACGUUCAUUUUGCACAUGAAACGAGAACCUGAUGCUGAGAAUUCAUCAAUAGAUCAGUUGUCAGAAGAUACUCUCUGA
Molecule: messenger RNA, 966 nt
Organism: Sphaerodactylus townsendi
Lineage: Eukaryota; Metazoa; Chordata; Lepidosauria; Squamata; Sphaerodactylidae
Gene: ADORA3
Product: adenosine A3 receptor
Exons: 2
Coding region: 1-966 (321 amino acids)
Biological process (GO): G protein-coupled adenosine receptor signaling pathway
Cellular component (GO): dendrite; synapse; membrane
Molecular function (GO): G protein-coupled adenosine receptor activity
Source: RefSeq, a predicted model, not a curated record